Messenger RNA from Xenopus tropicalis (tropical clawed frog), 918 nucleotides. It is a transcript of the gene t2r37, whose product is annotated as bitter taste receptor 37. Gene Ontology annotation, cellular component: membrane. Bases 1 to 918 code for a protein of 305 amino acids. The transcript has a single exon. Lineage: Eukaryota; Metazoa; Chordata; Amphibia; Anura; Pipidae. The record is from RefSeq and is marked provisional. Gene Ontology annotation, biological process: G protein-coupled receptor signaling pathway; sensory perception of taste. Gene Ontology annotation, molecular function: G protein-coupled receptor activity; bitter taste receptor activity.
AUGGAUCUCCACAACUUUGGCUUAGUGUUCUGGUUUUUUUUACUGAUCCUGGAGGUUAUUAUUGGAACACUCACAAAUGCCUUCAUCGUAGUGGUGCUUCUGCUCGGAUACUUCAAAAAACAGACUAUGAACGAAAGUGAUAAAAUAUUAAUAGCUCUGAGCAUCACCAAUAUUUGUUCUUCUCUUGUCAGUUCUGCUGCAAUUAUGAUAUUGUUUAUGUGGCCUUGGAUUUACAGCCAUAGUAAUGCUACUUUCUGUAUCUUCAGCCUGACCAUUUUUGGCACAAUUUCAAUGGUUUGGCUCACAGCCUGCCUUUGUGUCUUCUACUUCGUAAAAAUACUCAAUUUCAGCUCCGGGAUCCUCCUUUGGGCUAAGAUGAAGAUCAGCAACUUCGUUCCAUGGUUGAUAUUCUUCUCAGAAUUGGUCUCCUUGUGCUGGACUUUCUUUACCAUGUUGCCCUUAGUCACCAAGGAACAAUCUUCAGGAAACAUCUCAUCUCUCCAUUCAGUCAACGCAACGUCGGACACAAAUACCAUCAUCUUUGAACUGAUAUGCACUGCUGUUUCUUUGCCUCUGAUGAUCAUUAUAAUCACUACUUUCUCUACUACUGGGUCACUUUAUUUGCACAGGCGAAGAAUGGAGAAGAACUUGGGUGCUUCAAGCAGUCUGAAAGCUCAUCAAAGUGUUGUCUGGAUGAUGAUACGCCUCCUGCUUUUAUACACACUUGUAUUUGUGGUACAAAUUCUUCAUUUUAGUGGUACCGUUGCCCCAUUAAGCUUUGAAUAUUGUCUCAAUUACUUUAUCUUAUUUUCCAUCCCAGUAGCACAAUCCGUCCUUCUCAUUCAAGGUAACCCUAAACUGAAGGACAAGCUGAAGCAAAUAAGCCUUGUUUGCACCACAGCUGAUGGGACAAAGUAA